This is a messenger RNA of Rhipicephalus sanguineus (brown dog tick), 1977 nucleotides long. RefSeq names its product cleavage stimulation factor subunit 3-like (gene su(f)). The record is from RefSeq and is a predicted model, not a curated record. Gene Ontology annotation, molecular function: mRNA binding; protein binding. Gene Ontology annotation, cellular component: nucleus. Gene Ontology annotation, biological process: mRNA 3'-end processing. Lineage: Eukaryota; Metazoa; Arthropoda; Arachnida; Ixodida; Ixodidae.
UUUUGUUUGGAAAUCGGGACGCGAAGUGGGGCGAGCCGUGCUGGGGCCGCCGUGGCCGCUAUGUUAUCUGCUGGUUCCAAGCGCGAAAACAUGGCUCAAAUGGAGGGAUACAUUCCGGACAGGGUGAAAAACGCUGAGAAACGUCUCGAACAAAAUGUCUACGACGUGGAAGCCUGGAGCAUUUUGCUUAGGGACUCGCAGAACAAGAAGAUCGAGGAGGCUCGGCCGCUCUACGAGAAGAUAGUGACGCAGUUCCCCAAUGCCGGCCGCUACUGGAAGAUUUACAUUGAACACGAGAUGAAGUCAAGAAAUUUCGAGAGAGUUGAAAAGCUGUUCCAGCGUUGCCUCAUGAAGGUCCUCAACAUCGACUUGUGGAGGUGCUACCUGACAUACGUCAAGGAGACCAAGGGAUCUUUGCCAACCUACAGGGAGAAGAUGGCGCAGGCAUACGACUUUGCGCUCGACAAGAUGGGCAUGGACAUUCUCUCGUACCCCAUCUGGAGUGACUACAUCAACUUCCUUAAGAGCGUGGAGGCAGUGGGGUCGUACGCGAAUCAGCGCAUAACCGCCGUACGCAAGGUCUACCAGCGAGGCAUCAUCAAUCCCAUGAUGAACAUCGAGCAACUAUGGAAGGAGUACAUCAACUACGAACAGGGCAUCAACAUGCUCAUUGCGGAGAAGAUGAUCUCCGACCGCAGUCGAGAGUACAUGAAUGCGCGGCGCGUUGCCAAGGAGUACGAGGCAGUCACCCGGGGCCUGAACAAGAACUCGCCAUCUGUGCCACCACAGGGGACACCUGAAGAAGCGAAGCAGGUGGAGCUGUGGAAAAAAUACAUUGCUUGGGAGAAGAGCAAUCCCCUCAGGACAGAUGACCACGCCCUCAUCACAAAACGAGUGAUGUUUGCGUACGAACAGUGCCUGCUGUGCCUGGGCCACCACCCGGACGUGUGGUACGAGGCGGCCCUGUUCCUCGAGCAGUCCAGCAAGCUGCUCACCGACAAGGGAGACCUGAACGCCGGCAAGCUGUUCUCGGACGAGGCGGCCGCCAUCUACGAGCGCGCAACCACCACGCCGCGCAAGAACACCCUCCUCUACUUUGCCUAUGCCGACUUUGAAGAGAGCCGAAUGAAGCACGACAAGGUUCAUCAAGUGUACAACAAGUUCAUCGAAAUCCCGGACAUUGACCCAACGCUGGCAUACAUCCAGUACAUGAAGUUUGCGAGGAGGGCUGAGGGCAUCAAGACGGCACGAAUUGUGUUCAAGAAGGCACGGGAGGACGCUCGCAGCGGCCACCAGGUGUACGUGGCCGCUGCACUCAUGGAGUACUACUGCAGCAAGGAGAAGACCGUGGCCUUCAAGAUCUUUGAACUGGGCCUCAAGAAGUACGGUGACAACUCAGACUACAUCAUGGCCUACGUAGACUACCUCUCACAUCUGAAUGGUGAAGGACAAUACACCAGGGUGCUGUUCGAAAGGGUGCUCACGUCGGGAUCGCUGCCACCGGAAAAGUCGGUAGAGAUUUGGAAUCGGUUCCUGGAAUUUGAGUCCAACAUCGGUGACCUCUCGAGCAUUCUCAAGGUUGAGAAGCGAAGAGCUGCUGCCAUUGAAAAGCUCAAGGAGUUUGAGGGCAAGGAGACAGCGCUGCUGGUGGACCGGUACCGGUUUAUGGACCUCUACCCCUGCAGUCCUCAGGAACUGAAGUCUCUGGGAUACAGGCGGAGGUGCGUGAGGAGAGUGGCGGAUCAGCAGAACACUCGUGUACCCCGCCCUGACACGGGACAGAUGAUCUUCAAGCCCAAGCAGAUCUGCCCAACUGGUGCGCACAUUGUUCCCGGCGGCGUGUUCCCACCUCCACCGGCAGCGUCUGAACUGAUGAUGAGGCUGCCACCACCUCAUUGUUUCAUGGGUCCCUUUGCAGCUGUUGACGAGUUGAUGGAGGUCUUCCGGACCAUGAACCUCCCUGAGAAACACGUGUAG